Microthlaspi erraticum is the source of this 696-nucleotide messenger RNA. Lineage: Eukaryota; Viridiplantae; Streptophyta; Magnoliopsida; Brassicales; Brassicaceae. The record is from the annotation of a GenBank genome assembly.
AUGAGGGAAAUCCAACCACAAUUCAAUCCAGGAGGGAUAGAAAAACAGUUCGGUCGAAGCAGAACUCAAUUGGCCCGAGUAAAUAAGGAGAUAUCAACAUCACAACCACUCUCUCGGCCAGAAUCGACGAACCAAGCGACAAUGCUCGACCAUCUCCCAAACGGCACGACCGAAGUCCACCAAACUUCACAGGCGACCUCAAAACAUCAUUUUGGUCGGCAAAUCCAAAAGAUAGGACGAGAAAAGUGCCUGCUACGUGAGAUAGACGAAGGAAGCUCAAUACGGCCGACGGCGAUGCAUAGAAUGGCCGACGAACUCAAAACCUCAAGAAGGCGCGAACACCGGUGGAAACUGAUCCUCUGGAGUCCAAAAAACACCAAGGAAGAAAGGAAGGAGACGAUCGAACAGAUAAAGAUGGCCAAAGGAAUCACAUCCCGAAGCCAUUGGCGCGCACACGAAAGAUCUCCGAAUCCACACUACAAUGAAUUCCUUACAAUUCAAGAGAUGGCCGAUGGAGUGAAAUUUGGCCGAUCGCGAGCAAGUAAAAUGGCCGACAAUCCAAAUCACGGCAUUUACCGCGGCCACCGGCUCAAAUCACCUCCAUCAAGCAUCCACAUCGCAUCUAAAGAAGAAAAUCCAGAUUGGAACGAGCAGAAUUGGAGAAGCCGAAGGAAGACGUUCCCGGAGCCAAUUUGA